GUGUCUAAGUAUAGGUAUAGCGUAAGCGUAUAGUGUAAGCGUAUAGUGUAAGCGUUAGAGAUAAGUAUAUCUAUGUAUAUGUAAGGAUAGGAAUAAAUCGUCAGUCAUAAAACAGUACUCGAUUAAGCAACACGCAACUCUAUAAUAGUUGGCGACGAGGAUAAAGCUACCGAAAAAGUCAAAGUACACAAGUCUAAAGUCAUGUCGUUAAUCGGUGAAAUUGAACCAUUUGUCAUGGGCGAGAGCAUCAGGGAGUACUUGGAACGUAUGGAUAUUUUUCUCCAAGUAAACGAGGUGGAACCAUCGAAGAAGACGAUUAUGUUGCUGACCUUGGGUGGAGCGUCGCUGUAUAGCCUCAUAUCAAAGCUGGUGUUGCCUGAACAGCCAAAAACGGUGAACUAUGAGAAGCUGUGCAUUAAGCUACAAGAGCAGCUGGAACAGAAAGUCAACGUAGUAGCGGAACGGUUUAACUUCAGAAACUGUCUGCAAAAAGAUCGGUCGGUUGCAGAGUACAUCGUUGAACUAAAAGCACUCGCACAAUCGUGUAAAUUCACGUGCUGUUUAGCACAAUGCUUGCGAGAUCAACUAGUAGCUGGUGUUCGAGAUGAAGGAUUACGAAAACGUCUUCUACGAGAGUCGGAUUUAACAUUCGAGAGUGCAGAAAAUAUCGCCAGAACGUGGGAAGCUGCAGAUGAACAAAACGAAACGUUUGCAGCGAAGGAGAAACCGAGGGAGAUGGCGGUGAUAAAGUGUGCGCCAAAAAGAAGCGUCGGUCCGAAAGUGCACUACUACCGUGGAAGCAGUACACCUAUACAUCAACAGAGCAGUGCGCAUAAGCAGGAGAGCAAGUGUUACAGAUGUGGAAGAGCGCAUAAUCCACAGACAUGUCCUGCGCGUAUGUGGCAGUGUUUCACUUGUAAGAAGUAUGGUCAUGUGUCGUCGUGUUGCCGAAAUACUAACGUGCAUAGUUUGCGAUCGGAAUAUAGGGAUGUGUCACUAACACGCAUAUUCGAUGAUAACGCGAUUAGUAGUCCAGAAGUGUGCGUACUAAAAGUUAAUGAGAAAGACGUUGCGUUUGAGAUAGACUGUGGUGCGUGUAAUACAGUCAUACCGGAGAGUGUGUAUAACGAAAAAUUUGCCAAUAUCGAAUUAGAACAAACACAUUUGCGUUUUAUUACGGCAUCGGGUCAACGUGUAGUACCGUUAGGAAAAAUAUGUGUAAAUGUAAGCACAAAGAGUAAAACGGUCAGUCUAGAAAUAACAGUAAUCGCAACUGAAAACAAAGGGAAUCCUCUACUAGGUCGUGAUGCGUUAGACAUAUUAUUUCCUAAUUGGCGAAAAAGUUUUAAUUUAAAUCAAAUUGAUACCGAUAAAUGGCUUGAAGAAAUAAAAAAAAUGUUUCCGAAUUUAACAAACGGUGAUCAUAAAGAAGCGAUAGAAGGAUUUGAAGCGAAUUUAGUGUUAAAGCCAAACUAUACACCCAUAUUUCACAAAGCGUAUUCAGUGCCGUUCGCUCUAAUUGAAAAAGUAGAAGCCAACCUAACUAAAUUAGUGGAUGACGGUAUACUUGUACCAACACGUACAUCGGCGUGGGCGAGUCCUAUAGUGGUGGUAGGAAAAAAUGAUGGCUCUGUACGCAUUUGCUUGGAUGGAAAAGCUUCAAUAAAUAGGUACCUUUCGGUUGAACAUUACCCAUUACCGAGGAUUGAUGAUAUUUUGGCAAAAAUUGCAAAUUGGAAAGUGUUUUGCAAAAUAGAUCUAACAGGAGCGUAUUUACAAGUUAAGCUAUCGGAAAGUUCUCAAAAUGUGUGUACGAUAAAUACACAUAAGGGUUUAUAUAAGUACACUAGAAUGCCAUUUGGAGUACAAUCAGCACCUGCAAUAUUUCAAGCUAUAGUCGAUCAAAUAUUGUUAAAUACUAAAGGCAUUGCGUAUAUGGACGACAUACUAGUUGGUGGAGAAAACGAAAAACAAUGCAAAGAAAAUUUAUGUGAGGUUUUAAAAAAGCUAGAAAUUCAUAAAGUAAAGAUAAAUGAAAAAAAGUCGGAAUUUUUUAAAACUGAAGUAGAGUACCUAGGCUACAAAAUAUCAAAGAACGGAAUAACACCGAAUGAGUCGAAAGUAAAAGCGAUUAUUAAAGCACCGGUACCAUCAGAUGUGAUGCAAUUACAAGCGUAUCUAGGCAUGAUAAACUACUACAGCAGGUUUUUGCCAAAUCUAGCAACAAUACUAAGUCCAAUGUAUGAACUUCUACGCAAAGAGAAAAAAUAUGAAUGGUCAAAGGAGUGUCAGGAAUCAUUCGAGAAAACAAAAGCAAUGUUAGUUACCAACAACAUUUUAGUACCGUUUGAUCCAAAAAAACCUGUCAUAUUAGCAGUGGAUGCAAGUCCUUACGGGUUAGGAGCAGUGUUGUCUCAUGAAAUUGGAGGAGUAGAAAAACCUAUAUAUUUUGCUUCAACAACUCUUUCUCAAGCACAGAGAAAUUAUGCUCAGGUUCAUAAGGAAGCAUUAGCUGUUAUUUUUGGUGUCCAAAAAUUUCACAAGUACAUUUACGGCAUCAAAUUUAAACUGGUAACUGAUAAUACAGGUGUCAAAGAAAUAUUUAAACCGUCAAGAACAACAUCUUCUAUAGCAGUAGCUAGGCUGAGCCGAUGGGCAUUGUUAUUAGCGAAUUAUGAAUACGUGAUAGAGCAUAGACCAGGGAAAUGUAUGAGUCAUGUGGAUGGGUUAAGCAGAUUACCCUUGGCAGAAGUUUUAGAGAUAGAAGAUGAAUUCACACAAUUAAACACGAUGUCGUCUUCCUCAAUUGUAGAUAUUGAGUUGGUCAAACAAUUCCAAAAGUCAGAUAGUAUUUUGCAUAAAGUCUACAUAAAUGUGAAGUACGGAUGGUCAAAUAAUGUGAAUUGGGAAUUGAAAGAUUAUGCUAAAGUUCGCAACAGUUUAGCAAUCGAAGAUGGAGUGUUGUUUUUCAACGAUCGAGUAGUAAUACCAGAUAAACUAAAAGAUAAAAUAGUCAGUCUAUUCCAUGAAAAUCAUGAUGGGUUAGUAAGAAUGAAAAUGUCAGCUAGAAAACUCGUAUGGUGGAAAAAUAUGGAUAGAGAUUUUGAACAGUACAUAAAAGCAUGUCAAGUCUGUCAGUGUAGACAAAUCGUACCAAAAGAAAUAGUCACAACGAAAUGGGUACAAUGCACGCGUCCGUUUCAGAGAGUGCAUAUCGAUUUUUUCUUUUUUGAAAAUAGUACACUAUUCAUAAUAGUCGAUAGUUUUUCCAAGUUCAUGGAGGUUAAAAUUAUGAGAAGCACUAAUGCGGAAAAUGUCAUAGAGAUGCUUGAAAUAUUUUUUGCAUGUUUUGGAUUGCCAGAGGAAAUAGUGUCAGAUAAUGGUCCUCCUUUUGGUUCAGAAAAGUUUUUGUCAUUCUUAAGAGCAAAAGGUAUAAAAGUCAGUAAGUCCCCGCCGUACCACCCACAGUCAAACGGGUUGGCCGAGAGAGCGGUUAGGACAGUAAAAGAUAGUCUUAAAAAGUAUUUGUUGGAUACGAGAUUAAAACCAUUAAGUCUACAAAGGAAGCUGAAUCAUUUUCUAAUCAGUUAUAGAAACAGUCCAUGUACGGUAACUAAAGUCACACCAUCAGAGAGAGUAUUUUGUUAUGUACCACACACAUUAAUAGCAAAAGUAAAUCCUAUAAAAGGACAUGAAAGACAAGUCUCAACGAAGGAAGAAACAAGAAAGCAAGUCCAUGUGAUAAAGGAUCAAGAUGAAUAUGAAGAAGAAGAAGAAGUGUAUUAUAAAAACCACUUUAAGGAACAUAUGAGAUGGAUUCCAGCAAUAGUCAAAAAGAAAAUAAGUGGUUUAAGAUACUUGAUUAGUCUGAAUGGAGUAAUACGUAUGGUGCAUAAAAACCAAAUAAGGAAAAAGGAUAAUCGAAUGAAUAAGAAUGUAAUCAUAACACCAACAAAUGUAAAUAUUUCACAUAAAAGGAAAAGGAGUGAAUCAAGUCCUCCGCAGUUAAGACGUUCAAAAAGAUUAGAAGGACAACCAAGAUUGAAAUAUCCAAGAUAGAAGUAAACUUCGUUUAAGGGGGGAGAAUGUAGUGUCUAAGUAUAGGUAUAGCGUAAGCGUAUAGUGUAAGCGUAUAGUGUAAGCGUUAGAGAUAAGUAUAUCUAUGUAUAUGUAAGGAUAGGAAUAAAUCGUCAGUCAUAAAACAGUA
Molecule: messenger RNA, 4207 nt
Organism: Anopheles arabiensis
Lineage: Eukaryota; Metazoa; Arthropoda; Insecta; Diptera; Culicidae
Exons: 1
Coding region: 202-4059 (1285 amino acids)
Biological process (GO): DNA integration; proteolysis
Molecular function (GO): aspartic-type endopeptidase activity; nucleic acid binding
Source: RefSeq, a predicted model, not a curated record